UACAGACCCCAUAAGGGAGGUCGUUUCAAACGAGGAGAUCGGCUGCGGUCAAGCGGUCGACAAGAAGUCGAAGCUCCGGAGGAACGUGGCUCCGGCUGGAGCAAGAAUCUGGACGCUCGGCCUGUGCCACCUGACCUGACCGGACCUGACCUGAAAUGCUACACCGUCAAGAAAUAA
Echinostoma caproni is the source of this 177-nucleotide messenger RNA. NCBI's taxonomy places the organism in Eukaryota, Metazoa, Platyhelminthes, Trematoda, Plagiorchiida, Echinostomatidae. The record is from the annotation of a GenBank genome assembly.